Messenger RNA from Anneissia japonica, 1608 nucleotides. RefSeq names its product ovoinhibitor-like. The record is from RefSeq and is a predicted model, not a curated record. Gene Ontology annotation, molecular function: protein binding. NCBI's taxonomy places the organism in Eukaryota, Metazoa, Echinodermata, Crinoidea, Comatulida, Comatulidae. The coding region runs from base 1 to 1041 and encodes 346 amino acids. The transcript is spliced from 2 exons.
AUGCCGCUGACCGGGAUGAAGGAGGACAUGAACUCAGCCAUUUAUCUACCAAUGCAAGAAGCAAUAAUGCUAUGCUACUGCACUCUUCCACCUCCAGUAAAUCGUCCUAUUCGGCCUCGGCCUACCACUAAACCUAAAACACCUAAACCGUUACCAGAAGGCGAGGAAGGACGUAUAAACCUUAAAAACAAGGUAGCACCUCAACCAGACCUUACGACUAAACCUGCGGUAGAAUUGACAAAACCUGUGGUAAAAUUGACGACUAAAGCGGUUGAAAACUGCUCCGAAGUUUGUCCACUGAUUUUUGAGCCAGUGUGCGCCACUGAUGGUAAGGAUUACCCAAAUCUCUGUGUCUUUGAGGCGAGUAAAUGUACUGGCAACACCGACAAAUCGGUAACGGUUGACUACUAUGGCUUAUGCGAAGACAGUCCCACCACCCCUCCAGUCGGUAAUCUGGAUAGUACGUCAUCAUACAGAUAUUGUCCAGAGGAUGUCUGUGAAGAUACCCCCAACUAUGUCUGCGGAACGGAUGGAAAAACGUACCUCAACAAAUGCUCAUUGUUAAAGGUAGCGUGCGCCGGUGGCAAUUCAAGUAAUCUGGAUAUUGAAUACGAAGGUGAAUGCAGAAGCUUGGACGUUACAGUUUCACCCGAAGGAGAGGGAAAUACAACCAUGGAACCACUGCCAACACCAAAGAGAUCACAGGAGAUGACUACAGCUGACCCAUGCGCGAAUCCUACGUGUGAGGUGGUCUGGCAACCUGUGUGUGCAAACGACGGAAAAACGUACCCAUCACAAUGUGUCGUGGACAAUAUCAAUCUAUGUAGCGGUAUCACAAUAACAGUGUUGUACAAUGGCGAAUGCGUCAAAUCCACGACCGCUUCCAAAUGCCCAACAUGCCCGCCUUUGCAGCUGGAUCCCGUGUGUGGUACAGACAACAUCAGCUACCCUUCCAGAUGCAUCAUUCAAAAAUAUAACUGCGAAAGUAAUAUGGAUAUUGAAGUGGCUUAUGAGGGUGAAUGCCUGCGAGGCGACAUCUAAAUCAACUACGAUCUAUUAUACUUUCGUCGUAUUGUCGUUUUCUCUACAACCAGUGAACUGUGUAUAAACUGUGGUUUACAAUAUUCUAAUGAUGCCUAAAUGCGUAAUAUAGAUUAAACAAAUAGUCGUAAACGGAUUUCCGACUUCGUCAAAGAGAACCUGCAGAUAAUAAGUCAAGAAAGAUAGAACGAUGUAUAUAUUAUUUUUCUCUGGUGAGAACAUCCAGCAGAUUUUUUUUCUCAUUGGAGUUAGGUGUGUUUACAUGUAUUGAAGUACUGUAAUAUUAUAAAAUAAUAUAAAUCUCAAAUUCGCUCAAGAUUUCUUAUUAUUAUGAUGCUCACACUGGAUAGAUCAAACAUAAAUGUAAGCCCUAUGGAAGAAGAGGGUGUUUUACAUGCAUGAAAUGGGCCGGGAGGGAUUUGUUGUGCCUGGAAUUUGCCAAAUCCAAUUCUGUUCCCUACUGAAUUCAAGAAGGCAUGUUGAAUUCAAUGAACAUUUUUGUGACCAAAGUUGUAUCCUUCCGCUAAAGGAAGGUUUAUCUGUAGAGUAAAAACAUCUUCAGCAUAA